CGAUUUUGAGGCUGCUUCUAAAUUAAGAGCAAGGGGCGGCCCCAAUCCAGUGGCACAUCCUUGGAUACCCGUUGUGGCUUACUUGGAAACUCUGCCAAGACCAACAAAAACGCCAAAAUGUGACCAGACAUUCGUUUCACGCAUUGGUGGCCCACAAAAUGGCACAUUCUCCGCUCCGCUGCUGCACAAUCACAAAAAUCAUUCGCGUCAAUGCUUGUACACCUUCCUAGCAGGACCCGGACAACGUGUCGAAGUACUAUUUACAUCAUUUAAUUUAAGAGGAAGUCCACCAGACGGCUCCGCCGUCGGUGAAUUGCCAGCUUGUGUUCACGAGUACAUGGAUAUAUAUUCCGAAGUGCAAUCAUCAGAUCCAGCUGAACUAAUAAAUUCACCGUUUGGUGGACGCUAUUGCGGUACAAUACCGCCACGACGACGUAUUUCCAUGUACCGAGCUAUAGCCAUCUCAUUUUUUACCAAUAAAAAUGUAUCGACACCCGAUUUAUUCGAGGGAACUUAUAGAUUUAUAAAUGCAUCUGAAUAUGAAAUUGGUAUACCAAUAGCGGGUUCACCAUGUUCCUAUACCAUCACGCCUAGCAUGAGUAUCAAUAAAACUGGGGCACUGAUAUCGCCAACCUAUCCGGGUGCCUAUCCAAAAGAUAUGUCUUGCACAUAUCAAUUCCUCGGCGAGUCGAAUCAAAGAGUUAGAUUAGAAUUUCGUGAUUUUGAUCUAUUUUUUGGUGGACCACACUGCCCAUUUGACUAUGUCAAAGUGUAUGAUGGUCCUGACAAUUCGUCAGCAUUGAUUGGUACCUAUUGCGGACAACAAAGGAAUUUAGUUUUAUACUCAAGCGAAUCAAGCCUUUUUGUUCAUUUUUAUACAUUGCCGAGAACAGCAAAUACGCAAAAUCGUGGCUUUAAAGGAAUUUAUGAAUUUAGCGAAAGUUUUGUUAAAUUAGAUUUUAUACGUGAAAAUGAUGGCAUUCACAUACGUGGCUCGGAAUGUGAUCAAAAGAUAUUAUCGAGAAAGGAGUCAACGGGUUAUGUGCUCUCACCUAAUUAUCCCUAUCCAUAUAUACCGAAAACUGUUUGUAGGUACUUCAUUUAUGGUAUGCAAGAUGCUCAGCAUCUGGAACGUGUACGUCUAGAAUUCUCAGCUUUCAAUAUACCCAAGGUAGAGCAUAAGGAUAGAAGCGAAUCCAAUUGCACAGAUGGUUAUCUUAAGAUAUACUUGAAAGGACAAGAAACUGCCGAUGCCUAUGACAAAUUCGAUUACGAAUUAUGUGGCAAUGAAACACAACGAGUUCUCAGUGAUGGGCCCCGUUUGGCAAUGGUUUUCAGCUCGGGUGAACUGCAGGGUCGUGGUUUCAAGGGUAAAUAUAUAUUUGAAACCGAAUACAAAAUACCUGGGACAGCAGCACCCGAUGGCACAUGUAGCUUCACAUAUGUGAGCAGUUCAAAGAAACGUGGCGAAUUGAACAGUCCUCGCUAUCCAUCCAACUAUCCAUCGGACACGAAUUGUUCGUAUCUGUUUCUAGGCGAACCCAAUGAGCAAGUCACGAUUGUCUUCGAUCAUUUUAAAGUUAAAGCGGAUGGUAACUCAAAUGCAACGGCCGGAGCUUAUGGUUCUAGCGCAUGCUUUGAAGACUGGCUGGAAAUGUAUGUUGUUUAUCGUGAUAACAACGAUCGUUUUCUUGGUCGCUACUGUGGUCUGACAGCUCCCGGCCCCGUUGAGAGCCCAAGGGGUGCAGUGGGACUGCGCAUCACAUUGCAUACGGAUCAAGAGAAUGUGGCUAGCGGUUUCAAAGCACGCUACUUCUUCGAAACACCUCGUUCCGAUGUGGCCGAGUGUGGUGGUAAUUUUUCCAAUCAAGAUUCAGGUAUUAUCACCUCACCUAAUUACCCAGCCGGUUAUAAGGCACCCAGUCGUGGUAUGGCAUCGAUGGCAUGCAAUUGGAUAAUGACAGCGCGUCCGGGUUAUAAGCUAUCAAUAAACUUUGAGCAAUUCUCAAUCGAAGGCGAUCCAGCAAAUCGUGGCUGUCCUGCUGCUGUUUUGCGUCUUUGGGUAAACGUCGAUUCGGAUCAACCGCCAUUGGAAUUGUGUGGUGAAAAACCACUAAUCGAACAGUGGUAUUACAUUUCCACUGGACAAACUGUUCGUAUCAGUUUCACAACCAGCGACAAAACCGUUGGUGCACCGGGCUUCCGCAUUGUAUGGACUGAAAUACAAGACUCAGGUCCUGGACCGCCGUCCAUUGGACUACUCUGCGAAUCAACAUACCACUUUCAGUGCGAGGUGGGCUACUGCAUUUCCGAUAAACUACGCUGCGAUGGUGUCAAAAACUGUGGUCCCGGAGAUGAUAGUGACGAAUUGCACUGUACCACACAAGCGCCCGAGGAGGAUCACGGCGUUCUAAUUAUAAUAACACUAAUCGUCGUCUCGUUCCUAAUCUGUCUCCUAUGCACACUCUGUCACUCCAGAAGAAAACGUAGAGCAAAUGUGCGCCAACUAGGUUUGCACCGCAAUGCCCACUACGAUUCCCAAACCAGCGCAACUGGCUUAAGUUCAAGUCGUCGACAUUUACAAGGUGGCGCCAGCAUAUCAGGCAGCCUGCAUGGCAUCAAUAGCGGUUCCUUGAUGAUACCACCAGCGCCGUUGCCACCCACCAGUGUACCACCACCGCCACAUAUCUGCAUCGCAGGCGUCGACGGCAUCAGUUCAGGUAUACUAAUAAACGAUGAUGACGGCCUGGACGAUGAGGAUGAACUCGAUCUCGACAAUGUUCAACACGAGAUAUUUAUCAACGACGUACGAUUCGACGAUGAUGAGAAUCAUCUAGAACAAAUGCAUCAUUUAGAAACUGUUUAACAAUUGGUGAAAGGAAUAAGGGGUACGAAAUACGUUAUCCAAUUGUUAAAACAAUAUGCGGCAUUUUAUAAAAAUUUACAAACAUAGGAACAGAUUUAAAAAAAUAAAUAAAAUAUUAAUUAAUAAAAAUAAAAAUAGCGAAAAUAUGUAAUAGUAAUAAAGCUGUACGAGUAGUUAAGUCAGGUUUUUAAAAGCAAAACAAAACAGGAUAAAAGAGAAUUAACAAAACAAAUUAAAGCGAAAUUCCUAAAGUAAAAUAUGCGAUGUUGCGAUAAACAAAACAAUUGACUAAAGAAAAGGAAAGUUUCGACAGACGCAAAUGAAUUCAAAAAUCGCAAACGAUUUAAGUGAGGAACUGAAGCAAUUUUUAAGGAGACAGAAAAACGAAAUGAAUACAAGCAUAUAUUUACAUAUGUGUUAUUCACAUAAAAUAAUUUGUUUGCUCUUUUUCUUUUCUACAAUGAAAUGUGCUUGAGUGUGCGCAGACAGACCACUUGAGCAGGAGUACCAUUGAUUUAUGUAUUUGUUUACCCUUAUAAUGCAAGAAUACUAAUACGCGCUAUUUGGAAGAUCAUUUUGAACACUUUAUUGUAAGAUAAUUUCCAUAUAUUUCCCAUUUAAAAGUUAACAGUGUCGAGAAUGAUAAGAAACGAGUAAAUAUCUCGAAAAGGCUAAUUUUUGUAAAGCAGCGCAAAAGUAGCAAAUUAUAAGCGAAAGAAAAAAGAAAAUAAACUGCAGGCGAGAAAAUGAAAGGGAAUGGAAAGGAUUAAAUGUAUGUAAUUUGCAAAAUAAUAAAACCAACAGCUCAUUAUGAGUAGCAAAAAAUGUAUACAAUAUAAUAAAAUGUAUAAAAUUAAAAAAACCAAAAACGAUAAGACCUUUCAAAAUAAACCCGAGACAAAAACCAAAGUGUUGUUGAUUUUUAUAUUUGAUACGAUUGAAAAGUAUUAUACGUUUAAUAUUCUUAAGGUCACACACACACACGCACACACACCUGAACAGCAUAACGCAUAUGAAUAUUUUCGCAGCAUCACGCACAUCUUUACAUGACCGCCAAACCGUCGGGAAACGAAUACAGUACAUAUGUACAUACGCAUUGCAUACAAGUGGAUCAAAAAAAAUUGCAGCAGCGCAUUUGGCCACAAAAAUACUGCGCAGAAAGACCAUAUGACAAUUGCCCAUUCAAUAAUUGGUUAAUGCAACAAAUUUACUACAUCUCUUUAGUCCCAUCACAUCCAUAAUUCAUCCACUCAAAAAACAAAAAGAAAAAACAACAGCCAUAGAACAACCACAGAAUGUCACAUCUGCAAAAAAUUAUUCUAAAAUGUGCUCAAUACGUUAGCAAAUAUACAUACAUACAAUAAAAAACAAUACGUACGAGUCUUAUUGCGAAUAAAUAAAUAAAUGACUAGCAUACAUACAUACAUAUUUUAGUGCAUGCAUAUUACAUAUACAUACAUAUAUGAUAGUGCUAUGCCUGAAGAACAUGACAUUUUUUUUAUGGCAAUAUUACGUAUUUACUACAAAUGCAAUGGCAAUUGUUAGCCAAGUAAUUGGCAGCUAUUGUUCGUCAUUUGAGCUAAAAUACUGAAUAAUAAUAAUAAUAAUCAAUUAGUGACUAUCAAAACUGCAUCUUCCAGAAAAAUGAACAAAAUAAUAAGCACGUAAAAAUUGGUGAGAGCAUUACGUUGACUCAAGUAUUCAAAUAGCGUAGGAGAAUAAAAUUUAUAAACGAAAGCAAACAUUAAAUAAAAUAAAUUGAAAAAGCAAAACACUAAAAUAGUAGUAAAUUUGAUAUUAAGAUUAUAAAUCGAAACAAAUGUCAUAGUCAUAACGGGAAUGAAUUUAAGAAGUGCUUCUUUUUAUUUAAUUUCUUUGCAAAUGCUGGAGUUGCCUUUGUUAUAUUUUUCGUUAAAUUGAAAGUAAUUAUUACUCCUAUCGACUGACAUUUAUGUAAUCAAAAUCAGUUAAACGUGGCUUAAGAUAUAGAUGUUUGCUAAAAAAAUCAAAAACAAAUUUUAAAUUUUUGUUUAAAUAGUGGCAUUACGGAAUGGAAACUGUUUUUUUGGUUUUGUUGUCUAGUGUAAUUUUAUGUUAAAAAUUUGUUCGGUGCAAAAUAUUGAUUAUUCUCCGAUUUUUACUAAGAAUCAAGUGAUAUUCGUCAUUUUUAAGCAAAAAUUGUUUCAAUAAAAAGUUUUAAUACACAGUGGCACAGUUCUGAGGCUGUUGUUUAGGGCCCAAACUAAACUAAUUGGAAUAAUAUAGCAGUAUCCAUGCAUAGUAGUCAAACCUAAUCAUAUUUUUUUUUGACCUUGAGCCUUAGGCUUAAAUUUUUUGUGUCGGGGAUUUACCUUCAAGUGACGUCCCGUGAAAUAUUCGCAGUGUCAGCUCCCUCGAGAGAGGUGCUGCUUGCAUAAGUUGUGAAUAGGUGUUGAUCUUAAAAGUUAUUGUAGGUGAACAAGUUCGCAUCGGUCUUGUAACUGCAGGACAAGCUAACAUCUGCAGUUUAUUCACCCGAAGUUUGGGAGUAUUUUAUAGCGUUUUCAGCAACCGAGAUAAGAUCGUAUAACUUACAAUCAGACGAACACUCUUUCUGUAAAGCCACCAAUGCAAUUCAAAAGUCAUAUCAAAGAGUUUCAGGUGGUUCUGCACUGCUUAUAUAGCUUUGCCAGUAUUGUUAUCAAGCAUUAAUAUUUAUGAACUUUAGUUUUAUAAAUUCAAUGCCAAUAUUAUGCAAUGAAACUUUUACGUCUUUUGGAAGUUUAACGCUUUUUUAAUUUAAACAAUGUCAGCUGACAGCGGAAGAAGGCAAGAAUUUACUAAGUUCAAUAGAGAAAAAUGUUAUUAUGCAAAGAAGGAACCGUUUUAGGCGACUUAGAUAAAAAUACAACUAAAGUUAAACACUAAAUUAAAUGUUGGUAGCAAAAUUUAAAUUAAAAUCCUUAACAUAAAUAAUUAAAUAAAAAAAAAAUAAAUGUUCAAAUUAAAUUAAAAAUAAUUAAAAGGAGUUGCAAUUUAAAUUAAGAAUAUGCACGCAGGCAUCGUUAAAACAAAGCAUAAUUAAAAAGAAACCUAAAUAUUAAACUAAAAUUAUAAACAAAAAAUGUUGAAAUGAAUUUAUUUUAAUUGUGGUAAAAAUAAAUAUAAACGAGCACACCUCACACAUGCAUACAUACACACUCAAGUAAAAAUAAAGGAACACCAAAUAUUCCAACAACAAAAGAUAGUUCCAGAAAUGUUUUUUUUUCUUUGGCAGUAGGUACCGGUAUUGAAUUGUUAUUUAUUUAGCAUAUACAUUACAAAUUAAUGAUGGGGUCAACGGAACAACUUUUCAUGUAUUCUCAAAGCCGAUGCCUUUACAAUGGUUUUCUCAUUUGACACUCUCACUUAAAUUAACGACAUUAUUAUCUUUAGUUGCAUUGUUUCGCUCUAUCAUUUCUCCUCUAAUGCUAACUAAAACUUCUAGUAAUGAUUGAUAUAUUUUGUUUGCGGUGUACAAUACUUCAACAAUAAAAUUGUGUAGAUUUGAGUGAAACAUUUAUGCAGCCCUGCUCGGUAUUUUACUUUAAAUAGUUCUUACUAAAGAAUAGACAAUUCCAUGUACAUAAGUUAAAUCUGUUAUGGACACGUUAGUAUUGUUUAACAGCCUGCUGAUACUUGUACGGUACAUUAAUUAACAUAUAUGUAUUUGCACAAACAGUUGAAAGUCUGUUAGCUACAUAUUUUAGCCAAUAUCCCGGCGAUUAUGAAUGCUAAGAUAGUAAUAUGGAUGCAUAGUUGAGUAACGGUUACCAAGAGGUGUCAAACUAUAAUAAUGGCGGAAUUGUGACAACAGUCAACUGUAGUAAUUUUUAGUCUCUAUAGUAACUUCUGCGCAAUAAUAUGUGUGCUUACACAUCGAUAUUUAUGAAAAUAUUUUCAAAUAUUUUUUAGUUAAAGUUCAUUAAACAACAUUAAAAAUUACUGUUUGUUUAUGUAUGUAUAUUUUAAAGACCCUCGGCUUUAACUUCUUAUUAAUUAUUAUUAUAUUAUUAUAAUUUUUUUUUUUGUCUGAAACUGACACUUUCUAGUGAUUGUUGUUAGAAGUUCCACACAAAUUAUUUUGUUAUUGUUAAUGGUCAAAACCAAAUGAGAAAUGGUUGCUUUGAGAGGUCGAAAAUUGUUAAAAGUAUAAAAUAUCAGUUUUGUCGUGUUAUGUGUAGGCGGGAACGAAUCGAAUGCGAAUAAUAAUGCAAAUCUUUUUGGUGAGAAACAAAACUGAGGUCACAUAAAACAUACCAAUUUCCAGGAUAUUAAUUAGUUUCCCACACAUUCUACAUGCAUUAAAUAUUCUCAUACACACACACACGCAAUGACAUAAGUGUUUAAAUAAUGAGGGUAAAAACAAAAGUUGUAGAAAUAAAUGUUUAUAAACAAAAUAGGUAAAAGUAUUGGUUUCAUAGCGCACGUACGUUUUACAACAACAAUCAAUAAAAAAUAAACAAAAAUCAAAUUUGCGAAAAUAACAAACAAAUUAAUGAAAAUUAGGUUAAAAAAUAACUAAAUAAAAGAGUAAAAAAAUAAAAGUAACAAGUAGCUAAGGAUGUCUUUACCUAUAGGUACAUAUAUUAUGUGACACAACAAAAGCGUUAAAUUGAGGUAUUUGAAUUUACAAAACUGGGUAAAAAUGUUUGCUUCUAGGAAAACUUUUUGUUCGUUUUACGAGUAUUUUGUUUAGAUAUCAUUAUUUCGUAGAACUGUUUUGAAAAUGUAAAAAGCAGCAUUAAAUUAGAUUUGUUGACUAAAAGUACUGCUUUCCUAAAAACUCUGGAAAAAAUGUAUGUAUAAAAUGAAAUGUUAAAAAAUGGGAGAUAAACUAAAAAAUAAUAUUAAAAAUAAAAACAAAAACUCAAUACAUAACGAAUUGUAAGGAUGUUAAAGAAAAUUCAUUAAAACUAAAAUGAAGUCUAACGGUUGAGAAUCAAAAAUAUUAAUUAAACAAACACUGUUUAAAUUUAAAUAUAAAAUGUUUUCCAAAUAACGUAGGCAUAUGUAGGUAUGUGUAUUAAAAAAAUAAAAUAAUAACAACCAUUUAAUGAGAGAGAGCAGUAAAAAUUUGGCUUUGAAAGUAUUGUAGUAAAGUGAAGUGGUAGCGGAAGGAAGCGUAGCACGCCCGCACGUAAACAAUUACAUGUUAACAUUAAAUUUAAAGACGAAUUAAAACAAGAAACGCAUAAAUGCAAAAAUAUACAUACAAAUCAAACAAAAAGAAAAUCUAAAAUUAUUGAAAAUAAAUAUGCGUUAGUAUAAAGAGCCACAAAAUAAAAAUAUUAAACCAUAUAGUAAUGAGUUAUUGAUAACAAAACCAGAAAAACAAAGAAAUAAGGAUUAAAAGUCGAACUAAAAAUAAUAUCGCAUUAUAAGAAAUAUAUGAAAACACAAGCAAAAAAUGUUUAAAAGUAUUAAAUUGAACCAAAACCACGUACACAACAAUCGAUUAGAUUGUAUAAGUGAACGCGUAAUUUUUAGUGUGUUUGACUCAAUAAAAAAAUAAAAUUAAAUAAAAGUAAAAAAAAAAAAAUAUGUAAUAAAAAACAGCAAAAGUCCCAAAUGGUAAAGUUAAAGAAACAAAAAAAAAAACAAUAAAAA
Molecule: messenger RNA, 8494 nt
Organism: Anastrepha ludens (Mexican fruit fly)
Lineage: Eukaryota; Metazoa; Arthropoda; Insecta; Diptera; Tephritidae
Product: tolloid-like protein 1
Exons: 14
Coding region: 338-2866 (842 amino acids)
Cellular component (GO): plasma membrane
Molecular function (GO): protein binding
Source: RefSeq, a predicted model, not a curated record